Molecule: messenger RNA, 4915 nt
Organism: Calidris pugnax (ruff)
Lineage: Eukaryota; Metazoa; Chordata; Aves; Charadriiformes; Scolopacidae
Gene: CAPN6
Product: calpain 6
Exons: 14
Coding region: 351-2285 (644 amino acids)
Biological process (GO): proteolysis
Cellular component (GO): cytoplasm
Molecular function (GO): calcium-dependent cysteine-type endopeptidase activity
Source: RefSeq, a predicted model, not a curated record
UUCACAGUUACAGCCACAGCUUAGAAGCAGUCUACCGGGAGUAAACAAGGCUCUGCUUUUUAAGGUCAGCUCGGGAAGGUUUCCUGGUGUCCCUGUGACUCAGGGCUGGAAGGGUCAUCCCGAGACACACCCCCCUGGUGAUGUGUUCUUGGUACAGUCCAAAGAGUUUCAGGUUGAGGAGCUGAGGGGAUCUUUGUUUACAGGAGUCAUUCUGGAGUUUGAUGUGCCUCAGAGCAGGGACAGACCUCAGCCAGAUAACUCAAAGAAGGGCAGAUACAUCCCUAACCCGUGGCAGAAAGGAGGAGGAGAGGAACUGACACACAGGAGCAAUCUGAACAAAACAGAAAGAUAUGUCUUCAUCAGUGCAACUCUUCAGAGAUCAGAAGUACCACGAGCUGAAAGGGCAGUGUAUCCAGCAGAGACAGCUCUUCGAAGAUCCUGAGUUUCCAGCCUCAGAUGAGUCCCUUUUCUAUCAAUCAGCGCCACCAAGGAAAGUUGAAUGGAAGCGCCCAAAGGACCUCUGUGAAGACCCCCACCUAUUUGUGAAUGGAAUCAGCUCCCAUGACUUACACCAAGGCAUACUGGGCAACUGCUGGUUUGUGGCUGCAUGCUCCUGCUUGGCUCUGAGGAAGACCCUCUGGCAGCAGGUGAUUCCAGACUUUGAUGAACAAGAAUGGGACCCUAAAAAACCAGAGAAAUACGCUGGGAUUUUCCGUUUCCGUUUCUGGUGCUUUGGAGAAUGGACAGAAGUGGUUGUUGAUGAUCUGCUGCCAACAAUGGACGGGAAGUUGAUCUACUGCCAUUCCAAUGUGAAAAAUGAAUUCUGGAGUGCAUUAUUGGAGAAAGCUUAUGCAAAGCUGGCUGGAUCUUAUGAGGCCCUAGAUGGAGGCAGUGCUGCAGAUGCAAUUGUGGAUUUCACUGGAGCAGUGGCAGAAUCUGUUGAUUUGGUACAGGGCAAAUAUGGUGAGAUUAUUUCUGAGCAGAUGAAACUGUUUGAAGACUUGCUGAAGGUGCAUAAAAGAGGCGGGUUGAUCAGCUGUUACAUUGCGGCUUCCUCUGGCAGUACCAAUGAAGCGGAGACAGAGAUGGGUCUUGUCGUUGGCCAUGCCUAUGCAGUGACUGCAAUUCGGAAGCUGCGUCUUGGAGAAAGGCUCCUAUUCUCUUUUAAGUCGGAAAAGCUGUUCAUGAUCAGGCUGAGGAAUCCCUGGGGAAAAAGAGAGUGGAACGGCCCCUGGAGUGACACUUCUGAGGAGUGGAAGAAAGUCAGCGAUUCAGAACGUAAGAGCUUGGGACUCACUCUUGAGAAUGAUGGAGAGUUCUGGAUGACGUUUGAGGACUGGUGUAAGAAUUUCACUGAUGUGGACAUCUGCCGGAUUGUAAAUACCUCCUACUUCAGUAUCCACAAGACCUGGGAGAAGAAAAUGAUGCAUGGAGCUUGGGCAAAGAACUCAGAGCCCCUGCUAAAUCGCUCUGGUGGAUGCUUUGAUAACAAAGAGACCUUCCUGCAGAAUCCCCAGUACGUCUUUGACAUUAAGAAGACUGAGGACAAAGUGUUGGUCUCAUUGCAACAGGAGGAUCGCCGCAAAUACAAGAAAGAAGGGAAAGGAGACAGCAUCCCAAUUGGCUUUGAAAUAUUCAAGGUGGAGGAUAACAGACGCUAUAGACUACACAAGCUGACUGUGCAGGAGAGAGUGGCUACAUCUCUGUACAUCAACACACGCACUGUGUUCUUGAGGAGGAUCCUUAAGCAGGGCCGUUACGUCCUUAUCCCAACUACAUACCAUCCUGGCAUCAUCACAAAAUUUAUCCUGAGACUCUUCACAGAUGUGCCGUCAAAACUCAGGGAGCUGAAGGCAGAUAAGCCUAAAAUGACAUGCUGGAGUCUUCUUUGUGGCUAUCCACGCAGAGUCACCCAAAUCAAAAUUCACUCUGCAGAGGGUUUACAGAAGCAAGACAGAUCAGGCGGAGCAGAUCCCUAUGUGCUUAUCAAGUGUGAGAGGCAGAACAUGCGCUCCUCUGUGCAACACGAUACGACCAGUGCCAUCUUCGACAUGCAAGUGAUUUUCUACAGAAAGAACAUCGACAGUCCUAUCAUUGUCCAGGUCUGGAACAGCAACAUCUUGUGUGACCAGUUCCUCGGACAGGCAGUGCUGGCAGCUUCACACGCUGACCCCAGAGAAGAGCAGACUCUGCAGCUCCGAGGGAGAGGCGGCCGAGAAGCAGCCGAGGUGCCAGGUCACAUCACCGUCAAGGUUUUUUCCAGUGAUGACCUCCUGGAGCUAUGAAUACCAAAGCCCCGCAGAGCCAGACAGAGCUGUCACCUCGCAGCAGGGGGGCUUGUCUGUGCUUUCUGUGUGAAUGACUCGGGAGCAAAGGUUGCACAUAAUCAUAAUCGCUUUAAAAAGAAAAAGCCCUCUAACUCCCCACAUUAUCAUGGAUAAUGGGGAAAGAGGCUUUUAAAGAGGGAAAUAAUACAUAUUUAUACAUAUAUACAUUCAUGAUACAGCAAAUACAGUAGAAGAGAGGCCAAAUGAAACGUUAGCAGAUAAGCUGUUGAAGAUGUAACCAUCUUCCCCAGCAGCAUCUUUUAGGAGCUCUUGGCACGUAAGCGGGCAGCACACGUGACUGCUCUCACAGGUUCUCAGCACGUCAUCUGUUCUCAGCAGUGGGACUGGAUGCAGCAGGAACGGCUCCACCGCCACGGUCACGUACCAGCAGGCUGGGGGAUGCCAAGCACAAGGUGGAUUCGCAGGACUCAGUCCUUGUUCACUGCCAGGCUGUAUUUGGGAGGGGGAUUUUUUUAAGCUUUGAUUGGAAGUUUUUGUCCCCAUAUAGGCAUAUAUAAUUCUUGAUGAAUUUCGUUGUUAUUGCUACAGAUCAGAUAUUUCUGUUCCUUGGUGAAAAUGUCAUUACUCAAGGAGUUCAGUCAUAGAUAAUAGCCUUAAGACCAGGUGCACCAGGGCAACAUUGAAAUAGAAGGGCAGGUCUUCCAGUGUUUGUUUGAACACCAGAGCAAAUAAGAGCUUUGCCUACAUAAGGACUCUCAGAUUGAUUUUCUUAUUCUUCUAUUCUCCACCUCAAGCUGACGGCUCACGGGUUGGUAUCUCUGGUCAAGAGAAGGGCACCUCACAAUUCAGCUGUGGUUUUGCUUGGAGGAAAAUUCAUUAAUGGGAACCUCCUUGCUAAGGAGGCUUUGUUUAAUCCAUGUGAUGCUAAAAAUGGAGUAACAGUUGUUUUCGUUCAUUAGCUGUGAUGGGUAGUGCCAGACUGAAAGAGGACAAAAUUAGCUCAUGACAAGGAUGGGUUUGUAAAACAAAGAUGCUGUGCAGAUUUCACUCUUGAAAUUUUGUAUUGGUUUAUUGCUGACAGAACUGAUACCUUUAGUGAAAUUUAAUGUGGGCAUAAUGGGGGACUGGUAUCGUUUCACAUUUCUGUUCAAGGCCGGGUUCCAGUACAAACUUUCUUCUAACUUUUGCCUAUAGCACGGUGCAGGGUUUCCUCACCGCGGACACUUCUGUGUUGUCAAGCUGUGCAGUGGCUCUGGUGUUAAGAGGCUCACUGUGUUACACCUCUGGGAAAUGGAUUUUAUAUGGUUGCAAAUUCUGGUCUUGAAAGUGAAGGUAAAGGAGCCUUUUGUACAGCCAGGAAAUUUGGAUUUCUGUGUGCCUUGUAACCACUUCAGCCAUUUUGUGCAAUUUUUAUAAUUUAUGAAAUGGCCCUCAGUAGAGUUAAUGUUUUCACAAAAGGUUUUUAAAUCUCCUCAGGGCUCCAAAAGGAUCAUUGCUGUGGUAGGAAAUGCUUUCUCUUGACAUGCUGGAGAUGGAGUGUGAGGCUAUGAAUGAUAUUACACUGCCAUCAGCUUCGUUGCACGUACCAAGUACCUAAACACUGCUCUCUUUUUAAAUAGCUUGGGCUCAAGCCAUUUUGCACUAGAGCAUUUUUCAGAUGUGAGCUGCAGGCAGCUGACAGCCCCACAGGCAAGUGUCAUUCUUCUCUGCAAACUCAUAGCUUCAGAGUUGCUUACUCUCAGAUAUGUUUGUAAACUGUGGGGUUUUUUUUUAGAAAAGCAUGAACUUUCUGAUACAGACCAGAGCUCGGGCCGGGCACACGGGGAGCUGCAGCUCGGUCUGGGCUGCCCUGGCCCUGUGCUGGGACCUGUUUGCCACACUUUUCCUCACACCCUGCUUUAUGCCGUGGUGGCUGCUUCUCAGCAGCGUGGCUGGAGGGGUGACCGCAGCCCCUUGGUCACCUUCUCCAUACGGGUGGAGAACACCCUCCUGGUGUUCCAGCAUGGCUGGAGCAAUUCGUGGGGCAGCAGGGCGUGCAGGAGAGCACACUGAGGCAGAGCAGAGCAGGUCGUGUCACAUAACCCCUGUUUCAGAAAGACUUUUCUCCACGGGCUGUUCCAUAUGAGAUGGGUGCAGUAAGUAUUUUUUAACACUAAAUGAUAACUUGUGGGAAAAUGAAGGUUUUUUUAUGAGGGACUGCAUAUAUGUACACGCAUGGGCCACCUUCAACAGAGAGUUUUGGCCCCCAAAAUUAAAACAGAGGGAAAUAUUGGAAAAUGUUUCAUUUCAACCUUUCUUUACUUUUCAAUAUGAAGUGAUCAUAAUAAAAGAUUAACAAAAAAAUAGAUGUGUUCAGUAAUUUCUGAAAUGAAACAGUUGGUUUCCGAUACAAGAAAUCAUUGUGGGGUGACCCCAAAUGACAUUUUUCAGCUCACUCGAGAAGAAAAAUGUAUCUCAACUAAAUCUUCACCGUUUCUAAUUCUUGCCCUAGGGUGGCUGCAGGGUAGACAGACAGCCUGAGUCCCGCAGCAUCAGGCUGGGGUACAGAGGAUGUCCCAGAGGCCAGAGGAGACCAAGAAGAUGAUCCAAGGGCUGGAGCACCUCUGCUAUGGAGACAGGGUGAGAGA